This is a messenger RNA of Eucalyptus grandis, 1104 nucleotides long. RefSeq lists its product as uncharacterized. The coding region runs from base 115 to 705 and encodes 196 amino acids. NCBI's taxonomy places the organism in Eukaryota, Viridiplantae, Streptophyta, Magnoliopsida, Myrtales, Myrtaceae. The record is from RefSeq and is a predicted model, not a curated record. The transcript is spliced from 2 exons.
ACACUUUACUUUCAGUCUCACUCCCAACCGUUCCUUCCCAAGUAAUAUCAGAAAAACUCCCACAUCCAAACACCACCACCACCAGCCCUCUCCCUCUCUCUCUCGCUCUAGACAAUGGCGAAGCCGCACCGCCGACCGCCGCCGCCGCACGCCUCAGGCGGCCGCACGAACCUGGCGUCGUGCGUGGUGGCGACGAUCUUCCUGGUCUUCUUGGUCAUCGUGGUCCUCAUCGUGUUCUUCACGGUGUUCCGGCCGCGGGACCCCAAGAUCUCCGUCAAUGGGGUGCAGCUCCCGUCCUUCUCCAUGGCCAACAACACCGUCAACUUCACCUUCUCGCAGUACGUGUCCGUGGAGAACCCCAACAAGGCCGUCUUCUCCCACUUCGACAGCUCGAUCCAGCUCCUCUACGCCGGCAACCAGGUCGGCUUCAUGUUCGUCCCCGCCGGCAAGAUCGCCGCGGGCCGCAUGCAGUACAUGGCCGCCACCUUCGCCGUCCAGUCCUUCCCGCUCUCGGCGAACCCGAACCCGAACCCGAACCCGUCCGCGGCGGCCGAGGGUGGGGCCGACGCUGGAGAUACAGUCGAGGAUGAAGAUGGGGGGAGGGUUAGGGUUUUGCACUUCUUCACGCACCAUGUGGAGGCGAGGGCCGAUUGCCGGGUGGCCAUUGCGGUGAGCGACGGAUCUGUGCUGGGUUUCCACUGCUGAACAUAUCUUCACCCCCCCACGGCGGGGUUCUUGUCUCUCUCUUCUGUCAUUUUGAGUUUAAAUUUGUUGGGUUAGAUCUUAGGUUCUUGUCUUUUUCUCUCUCUCUCUUUCCCCCCUUCUUUUUGAGUUAGAAUUUCCCUAGGGAGGGCUUGGAAUGAGGCCUUUCUUGCAUCUUGGGGUUUGUUCAAGUUUGCGUUGCCCUCUAACCCAAAAUUAGCGGAGACAAAGUGUAAGAUAUUCCAGCUUUUUUUUCUUGGAAACUGUCCUCUGCUGCUCUGCUAGAAAUGCAGAUUAGCUCUUAGAUUUGGACUAAGUUGCGGUUAUUUUUAUCUACCCUUUUUGUAAUUAAUACGAUGAAGUUGUUCUGAAUGUGGAAACUGUGGAGUUGAUUGCCAUUGA